UCUUCUGCUCUCGAGACAGCUCAGGUUGGUCCAUGCUAAGAGCAAGGAAGCUCCUGUAGCUUUAAGAGCUCCACCACUUCGGCAAAAGAGGUAGCAGCAGGUGUCCAUCACAAUCGCCCUAAUCAUCACCUGCAUAUCUAGGAGUUCCCUUUGGACGUUUCUUUGCUGCAAACUUCUCCGAUCUCCAAUCAUGUCAUCAUUUGCAACAUUCCUUGCUCUUUUCGUCGUUUUUGUCUGCAGCAUGAGUACCAUGGCCAAGCCGACAUCAGCGAAGAUGAUUAUCAUAGAGACCUUAGCCGAUCUCGAGGAGCAGCAGCAAGCCGAGCUGCAGAUCGAAUCCUUCAUCGGGGCUCCCGCCAACCAGGAAGUAGCGCCGACAGACACGACAGAAAUGGCUGACGAUAGCGCAGAUGUGGAUAGCGAUAGCGCAUCGUCCGAAUCGUCGGAGGAGGAAUCACCUACCGAUACAGGCACGGAUACGGACGCGGAUACGGACGCGGGUACGGCCGAUGGUGGCGCCGCUGCCGUCAUCUCCAAUGGUGGAGUCUUACCAAUCCCAAACAUCAAUUUGGUCAACGAAGCCAACACUGCAUCUGGAAACCAACUCCCAAUGAAAGGUCAACACCUGCCCAGUAACCAAGAUGUAAGCCCGACUGCGGCUGUAGGCGUCGCCAUUGCCGCCAUGAUCAUGGUCGGUUUCGUCGUGGGAUCAAUCGUCUUCGUUAUCAAGAAAUACAGACACAACUUUCCAGUCGUUGUACGAGUAUAACUUCAUGAGACUUAGGGCCUACUGUGAAAUAAAUCUUUUGGGAAGUCGAAGGGGUGUCGGCGGGCGGAUUUUUAAUGUAUAUUUAUAAUCGUACCAGGGGGGUGUUUCACAAAG
This is a messenger RNA of Strongylocentrotus purpuratus (purple sea urchin), 883 nucleotides long. RefSeq lists its product as uncharacterized. The record is from RefSeq and is a predicted model, not a curated record. Lineage: Eukaryota; Metazoa; Echinodermata; Echinoidea; Camarodonta; Strongylocentrotidae. Bases 191 to 769 code for a protein of 192 amino acids. The transcript is spliced from 2 exons.